GCCUAAACUCUGCCUUUUAGGAUGGAGUUCCUGCAAAGAGUACACGUGGUGCCACACUUGAGCUGCAUAUUGCACUAUUGGACGAGCACAUCCCCUUUCUGCUCUUAUUACUCUGUCACAUUCCAUGCGAGUCGGCAUGCAUGUUUGUGUACCUGCAGGGAAAAUCUCUCGUGGGCGAAUGUAAUCGAUUGGUGGCUGGAACAGGGUACCCACCUAAUUCACAUUGAGGAGUGGGACUGUCGAACACUCAGCCAUUCUUCAGCUAGUUGGUUGAUAAGCAGAGCAGGGCAGGGCAGAUCAGAUGAAAAUAAAGUACUUGCAGCACUAGCAGGAACAAUAGACCUGGUCCACACUUCACUUGACUGCCCUGUCAGUGUAAGUUGUCAUGAAUGCUAGUUGUGAUGAUUCUGGGUGAAAGGUGAUAAACUUCUCCGAACUGCAGCAAAUGGCAGAACCUGGUCAUUUCAACCCAAAGGGGUGACCGUGUGGUGCCUUGUUCACAACCAGUAUUCAAAAAAUUGUGCAAACGCCAGUGAAACUGGUAACUGUAAUUCAUGACCUUAAAAUCAUGCAAUUUGUAAGCACAGUUUGCACUCAAUUCUGCCUGGACUGCAAUAGUAUUUCGAUGGAAAUUAGGGUUGAAACUCCAAGCCAUGCAUAAAGAAGUUAAUCUCAGUAAUGCUGACCAUGAUACUACUAGACUUAUAAAAACCUACUGAAACAAACCCACUGUCCUUACCUGGCCUGUCCUAUAUGGGACUGUAUUCCGAUCUGGGGAUGAACAAGUCCCUCAGUUAUAUUCAAGAAUGUGUUCCUGAGAUCAGUUAGAGAUGAGCAGAUCCACAAAGAAUCUUGCUAAUGUAACUCAAUGGUGCACAGAGUCCGUGAUAAAUCUCUGGAGGAUAUAAAUGUGGCGAUGAAAUGGGCAGAGAAGUGACAGGUGAAGUUCAAAGCAGAGAAAUGUGGAGUCACUCGUAGGUUGCUAGGAAGAACAUGGAGAGAGAAUAUCAAAUAAAGAUUGGAACUCUAUAGCGAAUGCAACCUGGGUGUAAAUGUGCAGAAGUCAUUGAGGAUAGCAGGACAGGUUGAAAGAGUGGUAAAUGGUGUACACUAUACCCUGGGUUUAUUAAUAGGGGUUAAUGAUGCACACUAUACCCUGGGUUUAUUAAUAGGGGUUAAUGAUGCACAUUAUACCCUGGGUUUAUUAAUAGGGGUUAAUGAUGCACACUAUACCCUAGGUUUAUUAAUAGGGGUUAAUGAUGCACUCUAUGCCCUGCGUUUAUUAAUAGGGGUUAAUGAUGCACUCUAUACCCUGGGUUUAUUAAUAGGGGUUAAUGAUGCACACUAUACCCUGGGUUUAUUAAUAGGGGUUAAUGAUGCACACUAUACCCUGGGUUUAUUAAUGGUUGUUAAUGAUGCACAUUAUACCCUGGGUUUAUUAAUAGGGGUUAAUGAUGCACACUAUACCCUGGGUUUAUUAAUGGUGGUUAAUGAUGCACACUACACCCUGGGUUUAUUAAUAGGGGUUAAUGAUGCACACUAUACCGUAGGUUUAUUAAUAGGGGUUAAUGAUGUACACUAUACCCUGGGUUUAUUAAUGGUGGUUAAUGAUGCACACUAUACCCUGGGUUUAUUAAUAGGGGUUAAUGAUGCACAUUAUACCCUGGGUUUAUUAAUAGGGGUUAAUGAUGCACACUAUACCCUAGGUUUAUUAAUAGGGGUUAAUGAUGUACACUAUACCCUGGGUUUAUUAAUGGUGGUUAAUGAUGCACACUAUGCCCUGGGUUUAUUAAUAGGGGUUAAUGAUGCACACUAUACCCUGGGUUUAUUAAUAGGUGUUAAUGAUGCACUCUAUACCCUGGGUUUAUUAAUAGAGGUUAAUGAUGCACACUAUACCCUGGGUUUAUUAAUAGAGGUUAAUGAUGCACACUAUGCCCUGGGUUUAUUAAUAGGUGUUAAUGAUGCACACUACACCCUGGGUUUAUUAAUAGGGGUUAAUGAUGUACACUAUACCCUGAGUUUAUUAAUGGGGGUUAAUGAUGCACACUACACCCUGGGUUUAUUAAUCGGGGUUAAUGAUGCACACUAUGCCCUGGGUUUAUUAAUAGGGGUUAAUGAUGCACACGAUACCCUGGGUUUAUUAAUAGGGGUUAAUGAUGUACAAUAUACCCUGGGUUUAUUAAUAGGGGUUAAUGAUGUACACUAUACCCUGGGUUUAUUAAUAGGGGUUAAUGAUGUACACGAUACCCUGGGUUUAUUAAUAAGGGUUAAUGAUGCACUCUAUACCCUGAGUUUAUUAAUAGGGGUUAAUGAUGCACACUAUACCCUGGGUUUAUUAAUAGAGUCUCAAUAUUGCCUCCUGGGAUCUCCGCCACAAGCCUUCCUCCAUCUUGACUGUUUCCUGUCAUCUAAUCAAUUACCUCAUCAAAACUCUCCAGCAGAUUAGUUGAACACCGUUUUUCCUUAACAAAUCCAGACUACGUUUCCUUAAUUACCUUGAAUUUGUCCAUCUGACUCUAACUUUACUCCCAAAUUAUUGUUUCAAGAUGCUCCCUCUUUCUCUUUGUCGGAAUUUGGACUAGUUUUCCCUCACUGUUGCUACAACUGUGUGUGGCUGAGUCGAUAGCAGAGAUGGAUUGAAAGUGAAAAAGAUGAAGAGGGGCAAAGGUUUAGAAGAAUGCGUUGAUGGGAUUGAAUUAAUCUGCGUGGGAGAAGGUUCAUGUGGAAAUAAACAACAGACAGAUGGACAGAAUGGCAGAUCACUCUGAUUUUGAUUCAUUGUGUUGUCUUGCA
This is a messenger RNA of Chiloscyllium plagiosum (whitespotted bambooshark), 2793 nucleotides long. The record is from RefSeq and is a predicted model, not a curated record. NCBI's taxonomy places the organism in Eukaryota, Metazoa, Chordata, Chondrichthyes, Orectolobiformes, Hemiscylliidae.